AUGUCUGUUGCCGACAACUUGCAGUCGUCCAUCACGUCGCUGCAAAACUCCAUCAAUUUUCUGAAUUGCGCGAUCGCCCCGCUGCGCCAGGUCACCGACGACGUCGAUCGGUUCAAGACGGUUCUGCGCACAAAGGCCGUGUUUGACGUGAUCCCCGAGUCGACCGUCCAGAAACGCACCAAGGCCGUCUCCGCGUUCGUCGAGCCCCGUCUGAACAAGGACCACGAGCUGCUGCACGAGAUUAUGGCCGAUUUGGCGCGCAAACAGGACCGACUGCACAAACAAAUGGCGCCGCUGGAAAAGAAACUCGAACGCGUCAGAUCUCAGCAUGGAGCCACCAUCAAGGUCCAGAAGGUUUCGGGCUCUCGCGACGACAUUGCCCGUCUGAAUUCCUUGCGCGCAAAAAAACUCAAACUGGCGUCGAGAUCAGCUUGA
Ogataea angusta is the source of this 435-nucleotide messenger RNA. RefSeq lists its product as uncharacterized. Bases 1 to 435 code for a protein of 144 amino acids. The transcript has a single exon. The record is from RefSeq and is a predicted model, not a curated record. Gene Ontology annotation, cellular component: spindle microtubule; DASH complex. Gene Ontology annotation, biological process: attachment of spindle microtubules to kinetochore. NCBI's taxonomy places the organism in Eukaryota, Fungi, Ascomycota, Pichiomycetes, Pichiales, Pichiaceae.